UUCUGUCGCCACCUGAUUCUUCGUCGAACAAACUACGUUUUUGUAAGUGAAAAGAGUGCUGCAACCAGCAAAGCAGGGCUGUAGCAGCGGUUGGUGUGUAGCUCUAGCAGCGGUAGUGCUACCGUUGGUUGGAAAAUUACCGACUACCCUCAGAGCAUUGCAUCCACAGAGUUGCAUCGGUUGAUGGUAGACAUAUAAGUAUUGGCAGAUGGUCACGCGUGAAACGUGUACAGGGUAGAAACGUAUAGAUAGGUUUUGGAAAAUGCCACUGAACACAUCAUUCUUAUUUUGUGUUCUAGUAGACGUUGACGUUUUGCAAAACCUGCAUCAAAUAAAUAAAUAAUAACUGAGCAGUUUGAAACCUUGUGAAAUAUGAACGCGAAUAAUGAAAAGGGCGGAACUUCCGUCCUCGUCAGAAGGGUGGAUAAGCUUCUAGAAUCUCGUCUGGAUAAUGACAAGGAAACAUUGGAAGCGCUCAAAGAAUUGUCGACCUUUUUUACCGAGAAUACUCUGAACGCUAGGAGAAAUCUUAGGAGUAAAAUAGAAAGGAGAAGUUUACUCAUAAAUGAAGACUUCGUGUCCGCUUUCAGAGAAGUAAAGUCAGCUCUGGAUGGAAUAUACGACGAUGUAGUGGCUAUGAAUACCUCGGUUCAAACUAUGACCAAUCAGCUCCAAACAACCAAGACACAAACAUUCCAAUUGAUCGACCAGACAACGAAAUUACAAAACGAAAGCAAAAAAUUAUGUAUGCAACAGGAUAUCGCCAAUGCAUUUAUAAAAAACUUUCAAUUAACACCAGCCGAACUUGCGAUACUGCACGGCCCGUCUCGAGAAACUCCUAUAACGAGCGAUUUUUUCGUCGUCGUCGAUCGCGUGCAGGAAAUACAUGGCAACUGUCGAAUCCUGAUGCAAUCGGGAUAUCAAACAUUGGCAUUGGACGUUAUGCAAAGAAUGACUUUACUCCAAGAAGCCGCUCUGGAGAGAUUGUAUCGCUGGACACAGAGCCAAUGCAGACACAUAGAAAACGAGUUGCUGGCCCCUCUCCUAAUCAAAGCAAUGAGCAAACUAGAAGAUCGCCCUGUUCUCUACAAGUACGUACUAGACGAGUACUGCACUGCCAGAAGAUCGAUCUUGGUAGGAUCAUUCAUAGAUGCACUGACGCUGGGUGAUGGUUUUGGAGGAAGUUCCAAUCCCAUAGAAAUGCACGCCCACGAUCCAAAGCGAUAUGUCGGAGAUAUGCUCGCGUGGUUACAUCAAGCGAUACCGGUUGAGAAAGAGAACAUUCUAACGCUGGUCAAAGCCUGCGACAAAUCAGAUGUAUCCGAUCAGAUCAAACAGGCGCUUGGCAACAUAACGGAAGGCCUCUGCCACCCUCUGAAAUCGCGAGUGGAGCAUAUCCUCGCCGUCGAAGCUCCGGCCACCGUUUUAUACUCGGUCACGACACUGAUAAGAUUUUACCAAUCGAUAAUAACGCAGGUCGUACCCGACAGCGUGUUGACCACCACCCUCAACGACCUUCUCGAGCAAAGCGAUCGUAGUUUUGUUACCAGACUUCAAAGAGAGACGCGAGCUGCGUUGGGAGAUCGCGCCGAUCCGCCGGGCACCGAUCUCGUCCCCGCACCGUCGGUGUCCAGGCUGUUGUCUCUGCUCAAUGAAGUCCUAUCUGUCGCGAGCAUAGCCGAAGAGCGAGAAAAGGACAUGCUGCAAAUUGUGUCUUGCGUGAUCGAUCCGUUACUGCAAGAAGUCAACGAGACCGCAUCCAGACUUCCUACUGUCGACAUGGCGGUGUAUCUUCUGAAUUGUAUGCAUCAGAUACAGUCUACGUUGGCGUUAUACGAGUACAUGGAUCAGAGACUCGAGAGAUUGCAGGCUCAAGCGGACGCGCAGAUCGACACGUUGACUUCGGAACAAGCCAGUUCACUGGUGGCGAAUUUGAAUCUAGGACCGAUCUACACGAUUUUGCAAGGACGGGAGCAAGGUCCGUUGUCUUCCAUUCCUGGCAUGGACCCUCUCAGCGUAAAAGAAUUCACGAACAAGUUGGAAGCAUUUUUGGUGAUGCCGGAUAUACUGUUGCUGCCACAGAUAAGCCUCUUGCAGAGCAAUACACACAGGACCGUAACCCAGAAACGAUCGUUCGAAGUGAUCGGAGCAAUUUACAAACAAUUGUACGAUGCAUGUCAUAACCCGAAAAAUAAUUAUCAAAAUCCCAACAGCCUCUUCACGAAAACCCCUGAAGAACUGCUGAAAGCGUUGGUCUCCUAACAUUAUCGUAUGCAAACUUGAGACGGAAGUAAAAUAUUUUCAGCAUACCAA
Athalia rosae (coleseed sawfly) is the source of this 2313-nucleotide messenger RNA. RefSeq names its product conserved oligomeric Golgi complex subunit 6 (gene Cog6). Gene Ontology annotation, cellular component: COG complex. The record is from RefSeq and is a predicted model, not a curated record. Gene Ontology annotation, biological process: intra-Golgi vesicle-mediated transport. NCBI's taxonomy places the organism in Eukaryota, Metazoa, Arthropoda, Insecta, Hymenoptera, Athaliidae. The transcript is spliced from 9 exons. The coding region runs from base 373 to 2262 and encodes 629 amino acids.